Molecule: messenger RNA, 378 nt
Organism: Eruca vesicaria subsp. sativa (arugula)
Lineage: Eukaryota; Viridiplantae; Streptophyta; Magnoliopsida; Brassicales; Brassicaceae
Source: the annotation of a GenBank genome assembly
AUGAAUAACACUCCAAAUCAUGUCAACAAACUAACCUUUUUACUAGAACGAAUAUAUCUCGUCGUCGAUACGAUCAGGAGUGUUUCAAGAAAAUCUUACAAAAGAAUCCACCAUUUUACUUUCCGAUGCUGCAACAAGAAGCGGACAAAAGCUGAAUUGGAAGGGAUAAGAUUGGUACUGAAAGAGAGCAAACACGUUUUAGAGAAAGUUGAGAAACAAGAGAAGAACGUUGAUGAAUUAACAGAGAGAUCCAAAGAAGUGUAUCAGAAAGAGUUCAAGAUAGCUGAGCUGAAGCCAAUGGCGUGUUCUUUGGAGAGAGAUGUGUGGUUAAAAUGUUACAAGGAGUUCAAGGAGCACAUCAGUGACAUUCUAAUGUAG